Messenger RNA from Eufriesea mexicana, 875 nucleotides. RefSeq names its product Caseinolytic protease proteolytic subunit (gene ClpP). NCBI's taxonomy places the organism in Eukaryota, Metazoa, Arthropoda, Insecta, Hymenoptera, Apidae. The coding region runs from base 127 to 843 and encodes 238 amino acids. The transcript is spliced from 5 exons. Gene Ontology annotation, biological process: protein quality control for misfolded or incompletely synthesized proteins. Gene Ontology annotation, molecular function: ATP-dependent peptidase activity; ATPase binding; serine-type endopeptidase activity. The record is from RefSeq and is a predicted model, not a curated record. Gene Ontology annotation, cellular component: endopeptidase Clp complex.
AAUCUAUUUACAUCGCACUUAGGACAAGUUAGUUUUAAGAACCAUUUCUUAAAAAAUUCUUUGUAACUGGAUUAACUGUUAUACACAUCUGAAUUUAAUGAAAAGAAUAAACGUGAAAUUAUCAACAUGUUGUUAAAAAAUAUAAAUAAUUUACUACAAGUUUUUGUUCUUGGUCAAAAAGUAACCAAACGGUAUCUAAAUUUUAUACCCGUUGUUGUGGAACAAAGUGGAAGAGGAGAACGUGCAUAUGACAUUUAUUCACGUCUCUUAAAAGAAAGGAUUAUUUGUUUAAUGGGACCGAUUACAGACAAUGUGUCUUCAGUAGUAAUUGCACAACUACUAUUUCUUCAAUCAGAAAAUAGUAAAAAUCCAAUUCAUAUGUACAUUAAUUCACCUGGUGGAAGUGUAACAGCAGGGCUUGGUAUAUAUGAUACUAUGCAAUAUGUUUUACCUCCUGUUGCAACAUGGUGUGUGGGCCAAGCAUGUUCAAUGGCAAGUUUAUUAUUGGCUGCAGGAACAAAAGGAAUGCGUCAUUCAUUACCUAAUGCAAGAAUUAUGACACAUCAGCCAUCAGGAGGUGUAUCUGGUCAAGCUACUGAUAUACAAAUACAGGCCCUAGAGAUAUUAAAGCUUAAAAAGCAAAUUAAUAAUUUAUAUGUCAAACAUACAGGCUUAGAUCUGGAAAAAAUAGAACGUUGUAUGGAAAGGGAUAAUUUUAUGAGUCCUAAUGAAGCAAAGGAAUUUGGAAUUAUAGAUAAGGUACUAUCACAUCCUAUGCAAGAAGAAGAAACAGAAAGCACAAAAUUAUCAGAAGUUGCUCUGGAAGUUACUACCCAGCCUUGAUAUUAGGAUUAAAAAACAUCUUCUUAAAAUUA